This is a messenger RNA of Pecten maximus, 5195 nucleotides long. Its product is annotated as L-xylulose reductase-like. NCBI's taxonomy places the organism in Eukaryota, Metazoa, Mollusca, Bivalvia, Pectinida, Pectinidae. Gene Ontology annotation, biological process: xylulose metabolic process; glucose metabolic process. The transcript has 7 exons. Gene Ontology annotation, molecular function: L-xylulose reductase (NADPH) activity; carbonyl reductase (NADPH) activity. The record is from RefSeq and is a predicted model, not a curated record. The coding region runs from base 59 to 793 and encodes 244 amino acids.
UUGGCUUCGUCUGCAGACUGCAGCUAAUUUGAGGGGGGAAUCGUUUCACACAUCAUCAAUGGAAAUAGCUUUUCACGGCAAACGGGCACUUGUGACAGGUGCCGGUAAAGGUAUUGGACGUGAAAUUGCAAGGAAGCUGGUAGAAUGUGGAGCAGAAACGUUUGCCCUCAGUAGGACACAGGCAGACCUGGACUCCUUAAAGUCUGAGGUACCUAGCAUGAAUAUAGUGCAGGCUGAUUUACAAGACUGGGAUGGUUCAAGGAAAAUCGUUGAACAGCUUGGUCCUAUUGACCUCCUUGUCAACAAUGCAGGAGUGGCAAGAAAUGCUUCAUUCCUGGAGGUCAAGAAGGAUGAACUUGAUUUUACAUUUGACAUUAAUGUGAAGGCUAUAGUAAAUGUAUCACAGGUGUGUGCAAAAGGAAUGAUAGAGAGGGGACAAGGAGGUGCUAUUGUCAACAUGUCAAGCAUAGCUUCUACAAAGGCUUUAAAAUACCAUACAAGCUAUGGUGCCUCAAAGGGUGCUGUAGACAUGCUCACCAAGGUCAUGUGUCUGGAACUUGGUCCACACAAGAUAAGGGUAAAUACUGUGAAUCCAACUGUUGUUUGGACUGAGAUGGGUAAGGCAGAAUGGAGUGAUUCGGCUAAGUCUGGUCCCCUCCUGGCAAGGAUUCCAUUGAAUAAGUUUGUAGAGAUAGAAGAUGUUGUGAAUGCCACCCUGUUCCUGCUGAGUGACAAGAGUGCAAUGGUCAAUGGUACCUCCAUGCUACUGGAAGGAGGACUGUCUUGCAGCUAGAAAUCCUGCUGUCUGAAGAUAUCACACUCACUUAUCUUGCUCUUCAACUAUGUUAAAGUGGAUGUCUAUCAUUUAUAAUUGUAAUAGUUAUUGAUAAUUGAAAUUCAUAAUUGAUCAAUUGAUCACAGUUCACACAGAGAGAUACGUGAAAAUGAGACUUAGAUGACAAAUCAAGCCAGAAUCGUGCCAUAUGAUAUAUGAUAUAUGAUUAUGUAUUUUUAUUAUUUUAUUACUAUACAGUGGAUCGAACUUCAUUAACUCGAACUCGACAGGACCACGAGAAAACUUGGAGUUAUCCGAGUGUUUGAAUUAAGCGAGUUGUCAUUUUCGGUGCAAAGUUUGGUGAAUAUUUGUCAAAAUUAUAUAAUCAUUAACUCCGCUCUGUCACUCAUCUGUUUAUUUUAAAGACUGGUCAAUACAUGUACAUGCAUAUGUAAUAUUUCAUCCUGUCACUCAUAGUUUGGGGUAGUUUUGCCAAUAUACAUUCACGAUAGAGUUUCUUUCACUUGGUCACUUCAAUAACGGUAUAAUGUACAUGUUAUGUUUGCAAAAGGAAUAACGAUAAAACGGAAUUCAACCAAAUAACAAUUUACUAACAUCAAGUCAAAUAACCGUUUAAAUAGAACACAGAUUAUAUGUAAAAUGUAACAGAAACACCACUGGCGGAUUUAAGGGGGAGUGUGAGGGGCGCAUGCCCCCCCUAAAAUUAAAAUUGUAUGAAUCUAUCGUGAAAUACACUAGAACCCCCCCCCCCCCCCCCCCCCCCCAACUGAAAAUCUUGUUUCCGACCUUGACCAUUACCUUGUAUUUGACAUAUAAAAUGCUGUUUGAUAGGCCUUCUUGUGUUUCACCAAUAACAACCCCAUUUCCAUGUGUAUUAUUAACACAGGAAGUUGAGUUGUGGAAGUGCGUAUAAAUUGUUACUGUUAUUGAGUUGGCAUGUCAUCUGAUUUAAUAGACAGCAGUGACCAUUAAUACAGACGUAUUCUGAACACCUAAGCUAUUGUUUCAGUGGUUGAAAUAUUUAAUAAGCAGUGGUGACUUUCUUUUUUACACCUGUAAAACAUCAUCCGAGUACUAGUGUGUCAGAGAUUAGUUCCGCUUGGGUGAGCUGGUAGAUGAGUUGUUGACUGUUGUGUGUAUUAUUAUCGGCGAUUGCCUUGGGAAAUUACCUGAAGUAAGUAAAGCAGUACUUUUUAUCAGCGAGAUUUGUUAUAAGAUUCCACAGACAAAUUAUUAAACACUUAUAAUAGCAUAUAAUACCGUAAUCGGUAGGUUUAAGUGCCUAUCGCAAAAGGAAAUUCGAUGUUAAAAAAAUGUCUGCUUUCACCACUGAUCGUUGUUAAACAAAAACCCAAUACUUUGAAUUAUUUGUUCAUUUCAAGUAGGAUUUUUAUUGUUGGGACUUAAUUUUCACUUCAUAUUAUCCGAGAUUUCCGAUUCCGAGUUUUCUGAGUUUUUUUUUUACAAGGAUAAAGAGAGAAUUCAGCCAGGAGUGACAACAUACUUCAAGUGAAGCAGGGUAUUUGAGUUUUCCCAGUAAGAGUUAAUGAAGUUCCUCUGUAUAUAUCAUGAUAAAACAUUUUUUGAAACUGUUUUUGUUAUUCGAUAUAUAUCAAGUGUAUCACCUUAUGAACAAUGACAAUUGGAUUUUGCUGAAAUAUGUACAUGAAGACGUGAAUUAAUGACUAUAAAAGGGAAUGAACCUCCUACAGUCUGGAUUUUUUUGUUUGCGUCAUGUGUGAUGCACACAUGCCCAUGCGCACAAGACAUAUACCACACACCUGUAAACAAACAUGGAUUCCCAAGUGAAUCAGCUGCUGUUUAAUAGGGCUACAGCAUUAGUUACAAAAAUAUAUGAAAGAUUGUCAAAUGGGCAAAAGAAACCCCUUGCAUUUUGCUAGGGAAGCAACAUGUAUAACAAACGGGAGCUGUUCAUGCAAGCUGCGACUAUCUGGACAAUGCACAUGUUCUGCAGCAUUGUCUAUAAGUGUGUAUUGACAGACAAGGCAAAUGUGAAUGUAUGGUUAGCUCUGCCUGUUGUGUACACAUAUUAUAUAUUUGAUACAAUACUGGGAAUAAAUGUCAUCUUUUUCUAAUUCUGAAUUGAUUUUGAGUUAUCAAAUAAUAUCUGCCACAACUUUAUCUAAUCCAAUUUCAAAAAACAGGUGUUUGCGUACUGUGUCUCCACGUGCAUCAGGGGUUCCUGUUUACACAAUGUCUACCUCUUUUUCAAAACAGCCAAGUGAUAUUAUUAGCGUUAUAUUUGAAAGGAGCUUCCUGACUAAAUUUUAUGUUCAAGUUGGAUACUGGAAAUAAAUGUGAAUAUCAGGAUAACAGAGAAGCGUAACUAGAAAUGUAUCAAAAAAGUACAAUCAAUAAAAGAAAUAAUGAUUUUACCAUAAUGUCUCUUUAGGGGUAAUAAUUAACUGUAUAUUAAGGGUAUUAUUCAUUCCUUUUUCAUUUCUUUGUUCUGAACCUCUUCUGCACAUCUCUGUAUGAUGGCAAAUCUAAAGAUUUAUGCUCCAUAUGGUCGAUGCCAGAUGUAAAAAAACAACAAUUUAGAAUAAGAAUAUUGAUAGACAGUCCAGAAAUAUGCCCUUUAAAAGAUUAUUACAGGCCAAUGCUGAGAUAGAACUUUACUGUAAUCCUGCUGGUAGAUUCAAUUUGAUGUUUUUGUUAUACAGAAUCAGUCAAAUUUUAUUGUUUGCAAUACAGGAUCUUUUUUUAUGACAUCAUAUAAGGGGGCAGAGGAAUUAUAUGGUGACACUGUAAAUGCUAGAUUUUGAAGAUAUCAUAUAGCAUAUUUAUUACAUAAUAAGCCUGCUAUCUAAUGAUUUCACCUGUGUAAAUGUUUUGUAUGUGCCAUAGUGUAAUAUUCCCUGGAGUUUUUAUCAUUGGCUGUGCCAGUCAGAUAUGUACACCGUAUUCUGAAGUCAAAAUAUGGACAAUGACAUGUCAAGAAGUGUAAAUGGUGCAACAAAGUGGUGGUCUUUGUUUGAUUAAGUCCUCUGCAUUUGUAAAACUUGUGUCAAAGCAUAGGUUUUCUGAGUUAUGUGAUAAAAAGUAUCUUAAAUCUUUUUUUUUUCUUUUUUUUUCAUGAGAUUUUUAUGAAAUUUGCCUGGUAGUUUUAAUUUUCGCAAACUAAGGCUUGCAAAAAUAAAAAAGAAAAAAAAGAAAGACUUGUUUCAUAAAAUCUCAUAUGAAAUGAAAACUCAUUUAUGAUCCUAUAGAUGUAUGACAGGCUGUGUCAAUAUCUUGUCAGUCACUUGACCAUUAAAAUUAUCUGUACUUAAGGGAGAUAAUUAUCUAUUGGUGUGUCAUAAUUGAUAGUGCUAUACCUAAGGGAGAUAAUUGUCUAUUGGUGUAUCACCUGAUAAUUUAAAGUGUUAUACAAAGGGGGAUAACCGUCUAUUGGUAUAGCACAAUAUGAUAAUUUAUAGUGCUGUAUCAAAUGGAGAUACAAAAGUAAAUAUCUAUCGGUGUAUCACAUUAUAAUUAUUUAAUCAGAGAUAAUUAACUAUCUAUUGGUAUGUUAUAUCAUGAUAAUUUAUAAAGCUAUACCAGAGGGAGAUAAUUGUCUAUUGGUAUAUAUCACAUUAUAAUUAUUUAAUCAGAGAUAAUUAAAUGUCUAUUGGUACAUAUUAUGAUGAUUGAUAAUGCUAUACCUAAGACAAAUAUUUGUCUGUUGGUAUAUCACAUUGUGAUGAAAGUGCUGUACCAAACUGUUCUAUAUUGCUGUACCCAACAAAGAUAAUUGUCUAUUGGUGUAUGACAUGAUGAUAAUUUAUAGUGCGGUACGGAAGGGAGAUUAUUUGUUUAUAAGCGUAUCACAUGUUAGUUGAUAGUGCCUAAGAGAGAUGAUUGUCUGUUGGUAUAUAUUAUGCAUGGAGUUUUGGACUAGAAGUUUAUGAAUUUUGAUAUAAUAUUAUUGACUGAUAUUAAUGACACCUGUGUCUUUUUUUCCACAUAAAUGUGAUUGCAAAUUAAUUCAAUUGUGGAUACAGUGUAUCUACCAGCAAAGUUCAUGCAAACAUUUACAAAAUAUUUUUUAAAUGUUUGAAGAUAUGUGCAUUUAUGAGAAAGUCAUUCAGUGGGUGGCAGUGGAGGUAGUUUUUAGAGAAAUUCAUACUAUACUAUCUGUCACACAGAAAUGUACCACCUACAAAUUGAAACAUAAUCUUUAUCCAUGUACACGUGUAUUUUUAUCUGAUUUUCUCAUUUUAUGUUUUUUGAUAUAAUUUUUAUGUCACGAUGAUACACCGUUAAUUUGUUGUAAUUUAAUUAAGAUUAGCUGUUUAAACAUUUAAGCUCUCUUAAUCCAUGAUGUUCACAUUGCAUAGAAAAUCUUUGGGACAUCAUCAUUUUUUAUAACAAAAUAAAUUUAACUCUAUGACUAAAA